This is a messenger RNA of Rhinolophus ferrumequinum (greater horseshoe bat), 426 nucleotides long. RefSeq names its product cystatin 8 (gene CST8). The coding region runs from base 1 to 426 and encodes 141 amino acids. The record is from RefSeq and is a predicted model, not a curated record. Lineage: Eukaryota; Metazoa; Chordata; Mammalia; Chiroptera; Rhinolophidae. Gene Ontology annotation, molecular function: cysteine-type endopeptidase inhibitor activity. The transcript has 3 exons.
AUGGCCAGGCACUGCCCAAACCUGCUGCUCUUGGUGGCCACUGUAGCCCUUGUGUUCACAGGUGUCUACGCUUGGGGAUUGCCGAAGGUGGUAAGGAAAUUUGAAGACAUCCCGGAAACCUACGUCUAUGUACAGCAGGCACUGUGGUUCGCCAUGAAAGAAUAUAACAGGGCCAGCAAAGACAAGUACACCUUCAAGAUAGUGAAGGUUCUGAAGUCCCAGGAGCAGGUCACAGAUAGUUUGGACUACUUUCUUGAAGUCAAAAUUGCCCGAACAAUGUGCAAGAAAAUUUCAGGGGAAAAUGAAAACUGUUUAUUACAACAGGAUCCCAAAAUGCAAAAGGUAUUUCUUUGCACCUUUAUUGUGGCAUCCAAACCUUGGAAAUUUGAACUCACUAUGCUGAAGAAACAAUGCAAAGAUGUCUAA